GUAACCGGCGAAUAUUUGUCAGUCCUUUUGCUCACACUCAAGGCCUUUUGACUUGUGCGAAUGCCAUUUCAUCCGGUACCGCAAACGUCCAUUAGAGGAAUAGCUCUUAAUCUGUAUUCGCGCCAGAAUCACCAUGUUUAGCCGAACCUAUGUCAGACAGCCAAAAAGAAAGAUGUCUCUCACAGACGGUCGCAUUGCAAGAAUAGUUGGCGGAGUAGGUAAGACUUGAUCCGAAACACCAGUUGUGUAACAAUCAACUUGAGUCCCCGUCGUGCAAUGGUUAUGGUCACACUGUUUGUGUUCGAAAUUGUCUGUUUAAACAAGCGCAGUUUUGCGUUUUGCAUUUUAUGCCAGCUUCGUUUAAGAAAGAGGAGCAUGAUUGCUAAAUUAAAACGGGACGGCGUCACACUGUUUGAAGUGAGAGUUCGUUCACGCGAAACCAAAGGUUUAAAAGGGCGGACAGGCUAACCGUAAUUAAAACUGAUCACUCGAGUUUCUUGCUUCAUAUCCGUAUAUUUCUAGAUAAAGCCUGGCGACCUGCAGCAAUCCUCAUACCAAUUUCUUUGAAAGAAAUCAAAGAGUCAUUUUUUUUAGACUCUUUACGUCAAAAAGGCUAUAAAUAGCUUUUCUAACGGCACUUUUACUGACAUCAUGCAUCAGUACUUAUUAUUGACUCAAGGGCGAUCGAUUUACGUAUAAUCAGGAGCUGAGGAUCUGUUCUUAAAUUCAGGUAGUUAGACACGGUUUCUGUUACAAGAACGACUGGAAGUACGUUGCUUUGAACUGUUGAUAGUAAGGAUGAGAAAUCUCUAUAAGUUAAUCAGAUGCGGAUUGAUGACCUGCAGCCUUGAAAAGUUUUAUGCAGCGCGGAGACAUCAUGACCUCGUCUCAGUUUUAACAGAGCUAUAGUGUUUCAACGCUGCUGAUGCUGGAAUGAAAACGAGUAGAUUUUCUCAGAGGACUGGGGAUGAACAGGUUCAGGAGCCCAUCGUGGCAAGUGCCGCCUAGUCGGGCACGGAUUUUGAGCCUCUCGUUUCGUUUAUUGUCAAAUACCGCUAAACAGAAAAAGAAAAAAAAAAGGUUAACCAAGAUGAUGACUUAAGUUGGUCUAGGUAAUGGGGUCGCGAACCGAAUACAACAGCUUACAGCUUAUCAAAAACCAAGUACAACUCCUGUAUGUUCUAGGUUUAAUUAUUUAAUCGCUUCCACCAUGGUUACAAUACUAAGAUAUAAUAUGCAUUUUAAGAAAUUACAAGAACGAGUGGCGAUGGUGCGGACACACAACAGAGCGAGGCUCCAAUUUUAUAAAGAUCCCAUUUCUGAGGUUCACUCCCGUAAUUGUUAAAAUAUUGCUAUGCGCAAGCAUUAAAUAAAUGCCAGGGUGAAGAAGUGUGGAAUUUUUCUAAGAUCUUUACCUUUGUUCGUGUAAGUGCUUCUUUUCAGUGUUGUUGACUUCACUUCUCUUCUUCUCGUUAAAUCCAAGGGUAAGAUCUAUAUAAGCAGGUUCAGAUUUGGUCGAAAACUUGAGCUGAGGGAACCUUGAAGUGUACCAGUUUACAAACCCCUAUUUUCGCGUAAAAUUGUCCAGAUCAAGCGGGGGGCGCCGGGGCUUAUAGCCCUGGGGACGAGAAGCGAGAAAAAAAGGGAGACUUUUCAUACGCGGUUUACAGCCGCACGCGAGAGGGUAAUAGUUUUGAUACUCUUGAAACCAAGAUGGCCGCCUGCGUCACAGACUGACUGUAAAAUCAGCCUUGCAUCUUUUGCUCGAUGCCUUACAGUAAGCGCAAAAUUAAAGCGGGACGGCGUUGAAGAGUCAUAUCCUUAAGUGACAUCGUAAUUUCAAGUCACUUCUGUUGCAAACCACCACCCUCAAAAUCCCUUAGAGUUUUAUCGAGCUUUACGUUACUCUGACUUUUCACCCUCACCAUUUCUUUUUUGUGUUUGUGUGUAAAUCGUUGUCCAAUAAAAGAAAAGUUGGCUAACCAAUCAACACUAACAUACAAUCAUACAAUCACACAAAAUAUAUCGUAACCGCUUUAUUGUUAUCAGAGCAAGCAUCGUUUGAACAGUUUAGUUCUUACUUUACGAUAUUUUGGGGUGUUCAAGUACGUAAAUUUUUUGCGUGGAAAUUCAGGCUGUUAAAAGCGUAAGGAAAAUUGGUGGUUGAAGACUCGACAUACUGCAGUUUUUGGUUCUGGAACGUCCGAGUAGUUCAUGUUGUCUUUGCUUUUAUAUCAUUAAUCGUGUUUUGAUGUACCUAAGAUUAAGAACUUUACCAUAGUCAGUUGAUCAACUACUACUAACUGUAGUUUUAAUUAGAAGAACAGACUUUUAAUUGACAAAGCUAAAGUGUUCUUUCAAGCUUUUUCACACAGAGACAUAAAAGAAUUGCUAUAGGCACAACAAACCAUAUUUUGGCCUGCUGUUUCGCACAAUGGCAAUCUAUACAAUCACAAAAGAGCAUUUGAAUCGCCCAAAACAAAUAAAUUCACCAGGAUCUCGAUUGAAUUCCACAGAGACCUGGCGACUGCAAGAACACUAGGUAAUCGCUCCCGCAUUGACAAAGGAGCGAAAUUAAAAUGCAAUUAACUGUGCUUUCGAAGCGUUCUCCUUUCUACCGCAAAACUCGUCGCCUGGAAAUUUGCGCCCAUGCAAGCAAAUGUCGGCAGUGUGCGUCUUGUCCCAAGCCCGAGCAGACAGAGUUUUACCGGGGACCAACAACCUCGCAGACGCAGUUCGCGUGUUUUGAUCAAUCCUGGUGCGUAAGUUUUUAAUUUUGUAGAGUCUAGUGAGAAUAUAUGCCAUGUAAGAAAAAUUAUCCGCAUCUCAGUGAUACUCAACGUAAGGGUUAAACCGUCACGGAGGCGUUUUAACCUGAGUUCCACAGGACAAAAAGUGAUCAAAUCUGGUAAACUAUAGAAACUAUUGUGCUUAUAGAGCUCCAUAGACCCUUAAUGUUUAAUUGUAACUUUAACUUACGUUAUCAAUGAUUUAGAACCUUUAGCACGUUGGAACGCCUAGUUCAACACCUUUGAAGGCAAACGAGGAUGAGCUAAUGCCCCGUCUGCCUGCCCUGAUGCUGAAUCCCAAUUCACACAAUUACUAGCUGAUAACACUUCACGCUUUAUACUACAGUCUAGUUCAUUACGGUUUAUGUUUAUAUAGUAACGCAUUCGCAGUGUAGCUACACAAAGGAUUUACUUGAAGUCAGGAUGUAGUAACUUGUAAUCGCGAUCGUUGAUCGUUACUGUUUGUACGAAAACUUCAUAGUUUCUUUAAUCAGAAAACGUCUUCUAAAUUCAAUAUCCGCGGUCCUAAUAACAGAGUCCAUCGUUUACAAGCUUUUUAGUUACUUGUACUAAAAAAUAUUUUUUCCUGUGGUAGGGAGGGGUGGUUUUCCAAGGGGGGAGGUGGAGAAGAGCAUCGCAUAGGGUUUGAAAAUUCUAACAAAUAUGUGUCCAUGCUGCCUAGUUUGAGAAGAACUCAAGACCACACAUCACUCAAAUAAAAUUCAGAGAAACGGGAAGUGUUGCUUCACUUUAUUGGCAAAAUUGAUCAAAUCUGUUCGCCGAAUAUAAACCUUAGGACUAGAAGAACUGUCAUUAAAACAGGCUUUGUCGUUCUGUACCCUAAAAAGAUAUUGAAACUGUCGAAGACUGUUUCGUCAUGGCCGGAGAUAGCGGACGCGGUAAAAUGCGUGGUGUCACUAAGACAAAGGACGAAACUCAAGUUAUUUCUUCUUUCCAUUGCGGCUCUGUUCAACUCAAGAAUUUUGCUCUUUUUCUAUAUUUCUAUAUGAUAAUGAUGUUGAUCAUGAUGAUGUUGUCAAUGAUGACUCUUAAUAACAAAAUACCCUGAACCGGCAUCUCUAUACCGACAUGACGUUCGUUGGCAUCAAACUUGCACAGAAUGCCCCUCUGCCUUCGAUUGGGUACAACUGAGGAACCUGUUGAAUUCUAGUCAGGUAAAUGCGACUGAUCAUUUAUCUCUUUUUUCAAUGUCUGAAAAGAGAAAUGAAGGACGGAACUUUCCUAGUUCCGCUGUAAGGCCUACACAACACGCCAAACAAGAAAGAAAACUACGAUAAAAUCUCCAUGAGCGACCACUUCACAUAAGCGAUCUCUUUUGCCAAACACCAAAAUUUUCCAAGCCAAAGUCUUUCAGUUGGAACUUCAAGUAAACGAUCACCUUCUGUAAGCAAUCGCGACCACUCUCCUGUAAUUUUCUAUUAAUUGUUUUUAACCACUUGAGCGACCACUUCACGUAUGGUCUGAUCUCUCUUCUCGCCAUCCUCGGAGACCCAGGGGCAGAUGGCUGUGUGAGCGAGGAAAGUCCAAACGGGCGGAAAAAAUGCUCGCUCUGUGUACUGUGUUACUAACAUUAUUGGAAGGACCUCACUUUUAACGACAAUGUGGAACUACGCAUAUCUUAACUUAGACAUUGCAUACAAUGAAUUAUCUACCAUUUAGCAGAUGUGUUGGGUCUCUUCUCGGAUGAGGCCUCCCUGAGGAAGGCGGUUCAAUUCUUGUAUUUGACCCUCUCCAGUAAGCGACCCCUAAGUCUUCGCAUUUUUGGGUGGUCGCUUGCGAUGGGCACCAUGUCUGGUGUGUGCCCAGCCCAAAAUAUUCUCCUUGGAUCAUCUAUUAAAACCGCGGACUCCUGUGUUCUGAGUAGUAAACAGGGUGUUAACACGCUCCUCAAGUUGAAACUAUUAUUAUUUUUUAUUUACGCAAAUUUUGCUCCUAUGACAGCUUAUCAAGAUGAUAAUUUUCAGUGGGUUGCUCCGAAUUACCCGCGGCGGCCUCUUAGCUUACCGAAAUACGCCCUCGCCUUAGCUCGAAGACUGAUCCGAGAGACGACUCAGUCGAUUUUUGUAAAAUCCAACCCACUCGCGAUUUCCCUGAGUUUCACUUGUUUUCCUUGAUUAAAAUUCGAUAAGCUUGCAGAGUGCCCGACAAGUGUGAUUUUCUGACGAUGUUUUGACGACCGAGAAACAGAAUGGACCUAUUGGACCUAUUACCUAUAUGACGAUGACCAUCGUUUAUUUCAUGACGAUGACCACGGCUAUUUAGUAAAGCACGUUCGACUUAGAACGUUGAGAUGGUCUUUUCAUAUUGAAAAAAAAAAAAACACGCACACACAGACUCACAAAAAAAACAAGGCUAAAAAAAGCUUACUUCUGUCUCAGUUUCCAUGAUAUAAUAUAUCUGUCAGUUCUAGGUUAAGUAAAGAGUCCUAAAAUUCUCUCAAAACUGAUAACGUUCGCCUAGAAUAUACUUUGAACCUCUACAGACUGGCUAUUUUGAGCAGAGGGAUUAAUCCAUGAUGUCAACCCUUUAAGUGCUAAUAUCAACAUAAAUAAUCUCCACGCUGUUCUCUAUACAUUUUCUAGUACUGGUGAAGAGAAUUUAUCUAACGAUCAAGAUGUCUUUUUACUAAAUAAUUGUCCCCUUUAUUCAUGAGACCUUUUUGUAGGCGAUGUAUGUCAGGUACUCUAGAAGGCAAGCAUUGAUCGAUGACACCUGCAUCCUUCUGUACUCUGCAAAUGAGCUUAUUCCAGUCGAUCUGUACGUUAUUUUGGACUCCUUGAUUAUUAAUCUGCAUCGCCACAAAUAUCCGUGAACUGAUCAGCAGCGCUGAUGAACUAUUGAAGUAGAAAAAAGAAACAUUCCAUACAUGCACGGUUUUUUAAAUUGCUCCGGAUUAAGACAAUCGAGAUUCAUGGUAAGAUAACUCAACUUAGACAGUUGUCGAUAGGGCUUUAGUGUUGGGCCUGGUGUUAGAUGGAUUUAACGGCCAGAGAGAGGUCGCUGUUCUCUUAAAGGAAUUUUGUUUUUCUGGGAAUUUUUGCCAUGAGUAACAUUCUUGCUCAACGUUAUAGUAAUUACCCAAAAGUCAUUGCAUCGAAAAUAACGUGAAGCCGGCUUUGUGAAUAGCAGACAGCUCUGAGGCAAUCUCCUAUCGUGCCUGAACCACAACACUACCAGCACAUCUGACUACCCUGCUCUGGCGAUCUCUAUCAGUGCAUAAUUUUAUCGAUGACCUUUAAAACCAAGGACGUGAAACUCACGACGCACUUGACGGGGUGUUAUGCAGUUUUCGUUAAAUCAAGGUUAGUCAAAUUAAUAUCCAUGCACUUCUCACUUCAAAUGUUCCUUUCGUUGUACUCGUUUCUUAGUGAACAGUUCUCAGAGGGAGAACGUGAUAACUUGUUUUGCCAUCAGCUCAUCUCUCUGUAUUCUGCUUUGGCAUCGCUUAUAGUCAAUCUAGUAAACUGCUAAGCUGAACAGAUUCGGUAGUCGACCAAGGGAAUUCGUGCUAUAAAACUAAGUUGUAGCCAGGGGACCGGUUUUUGCACGGACCACCUGGCUUGCUUUGCAUGAAGAAAUUGUUUGAGCCCGAUUCUGUCAUUUAGCAGAGAAUAAUGCCAUUGGCAUUUCUCCUCUUCUAUUUUCUCAUAUUACUCUAUUACUCGCAGUCAGCAUUUUUCAAUCAUUGACUUCGUCUAUGCUUAAGACUUAGAAAACCACGAAGGUGUUUUAAAGACUAAAACUGUUUGAGUUAUCACUGCUAAUAUUUAACAUUCCAAUUUUUAAUAGAAUAUGCAUGGUUUGUAAUCCAUAAGAGAGUAUAACUUGAUCGCUAGUAUAAUUUUUCUUGCAACAUUAACAAUACAGAAAGUCUCACGUUUGUCAUAAUAUUCUCAUUUGAAGGAAAAAGUUGUAAGAAUUCGGCAGUGAUUGAUGGCGUGUCAUUAUGAAUAACAAAGAGAGUAACAAAACUCAGCCAUGAUUUGUUCAAGUUGUUUUUGUAUAUAAAUUAUAUGUGAAAAAGUUGAUACAAAAUCAAUACGCUGUUAAAAAAUCAGGCUUCGGGCUAUUUUUUCGAAAUUACCGUCACUAAUCUUUCUCAGUACACGGAGAAAAAAAAAAAUAACACAACAACAGGUCGUCGAAAAUCGUCAAGCUGUGUUUAAUUACAUAACAUUGUUUAUUAACAUUGUGGUUCAAGGACGAUCUUUAGUCAAGGCUUUUAUAUCUUUUGUAUAUCUUUUGUCAGUUAUGAUAGAAGAUUCUAGAAGGAAUUCAAUGAUUGUCCAUAUAUCUGUAGCUUUCAGUAGACAUAGAUGGACCUGAUAUUCAAGAUACCACACUUCAUAGGCCUCCUUCCCCAAUUCAGCAUCGUUAAUCCGCGCUUUUUUCUUGUUAGAGCUUAACAGAAUUUCUUUUUAAACACCAUUGUAACUACUCAAGGCUAGUAGGAGGUCUGAAAAGCAUUUGUUUGCGAGUUUUUAAACAUGGAAAUUAAGUUAACCUUGCGAAAUUCUGCGUGAUGUGCCGGGUAAUCAUUAGAUUCAGCAGUUUUAUUACGUGCAAUUCAGCUAAAAUUCUGAAAAUUGGCAGGCUGGUUAACCCAUUCAGGUAUAGCUUGCGUAGCUUGCGUUUCGUGCGAGUUCGUUGAGAAAUAAAGAAAGAGAGCCCUCGCUCUAACUUUCUGCCCGAAGUCGGAAGAUUUGCGCGGAAGCGUUUUGCUACGCAGGCGAACUCAGUUUGUCAAGAAAACUGAUUUAUUUUACCAGCUUUUAUUAGUUGUAAGCACAUUUGAACCGCAUUAACAUUUUAACAAGUUUUGCUUCGUAGGGAAAAUAACGCAUUUUUUCUUUAAGGAAAAUAAAUCAGUACCAUAUUUUUGCAUUUACCCUACAAAGGAAAACCUGUCAUUUUGUUAUCAGUAGGAGAAUAUCAUAUAGUAGUAGGCAACGUAGUCUUAACAGUCCUGAAAGAAAAUCGUCAAAGGUAUUUUACUCAUACGAAGAAAACAUUACACUAGUUUAGUGUCUAAGACAAACCAGCUACAUUCUGGGGCCCUUUGAUACAAGAGUCCUGUCCACGGUAAAGCAGGGUCCGGGACCCCCCCCCCCCCCCCCCCCCCCCCUGGUUUUUCUCCUGAAACUUUACUUGAAAACAGAUUGAAGUUUCUUCUAACAUGGGGUUUUUUUCGGCCUCCAAACCAAUGGGCCCCCCCCCCCCCCCUGACCUGCCCUGUGUUUUACUCCUGAAACUAUAUAUGAAAUCAGAUUGAAGUUACUAGUAACAUGGUGUCUUUUGCGGCCUCCAAACCAAGGCAGUCUAACUGACAAUACAAGCUAGACAGUGUCACUGUUCGAUGCGCUUAAAAUUGUGUUUUAGCUUAAAUCUUUAAGUAAAUAUUACGCAAACACAAAAUAAACUUCCUCGAUCAACUGAAAGGUGUUAGGAAAUAGCUCCACUGCUAGAAUAACCGGAGCCAAUCUUGCGUUUUUUCCUGGGAGCACGUCGCAGUGGUUUUUGAUGUGCUAUAAUUAAUUUUUAUAGGGUUGUCAGUUAACUGCCAACAAAACUAGCUCAUUAUAAGGCCUCAUUUAAUCUCUUGCUCUCUCCACUAUCUAAUUGAAGGCACUAUUGUCAUUAAAUGAAGAGGCAACAACACAACACGUAGCUAACUUAGCCAGACUACUCCUGUAAACGAUUUCAUCGCAUAUCUAUCAUUUACAGUUAGCGGCAAAUAUGGUUGUAGCGGGCGACAACUAAAAACAAUAAGAACGAUUUUCAGGCUAAUUAGUCCAAGGAAAUAGAGACUAAAAGAAUGCAUGCACUGUGAACAAAAAGCAAACCAAAGUUUUUGGAGGGAUUGACAUUAGAGGCAAGCUUAGAUUACAUUAUUUUUCUUAGCAGUAAAAAACAUAUUUCCGGCGUAGAUAAUAGAUUCUACUCGUGCACAGUUCACUGCCCUUUUGGUCUCGAAUACCAUUACUGACUGCUCAAUUAACAAUUAAAUAUGUGUUGCGCGCGGUUUUUAUGCUUCAAACAACACUUGUAACAAGGUCGUCCAAUAUCGCCAACACGUAAACUUGGACCGUUAAGUCUUUUCUGAGAGGACAAAUUAGCUCAUUUUGGAGAACAGUGCAUUCAAAGAGGGAUUAGUUUGUCCAAAAGGAAAUGAAUGUACUCGAUCAAAAGUUCCCAAAGGAAUGGAAUUGCAAUGUGUUGAUGUUCGACGAAAGAGAGACAAAUUUCAUGUAAUGGGAAAAGAAAUGGCAAGUAUUCUCCAAAUUUCACCGACUCAGGAAAAAGACUGGCUGUUUGAAAGCAAUUGCAUGUCAGCUUCACUUGAAAAGCGACUGAAUUAAACUGGCCAAAAUGCUUGCUUUGAUUUCCUUAUUCAAAUGAAUACCUUUCAAUUGUUCUAUGAUUAAAUCCGGCGGGAUAUGGACUUUUGUCAUAUUGGAAUCGCGGCCUACUUGUGUCUGCAAAUAAAAGCUUGUGAUAGCCGGUAUAAAAAGACCGGCCGAUGACUGAAACUGUCGCUUUCAUUCAGGAGUUUUUAAUAUUUAAACCAGUGUCGUAAUUUACUGGCUGACCCCGAAGAAGGUGACCCUUGCUGACUGGUGUGUGCUAUUAUCAGUAAGAUAACACAUUUUUUCUUGUUUACGAGUGCACGAGCGGCUGACUUUCGGCUCCCGGCGCGGAGCGGGCGGUGAGUAAUAAGCGAGCAUGUCUGUACUUUUUAAUGACCUGUAGGAUCAACCACGCCGUGCCUUUGCUCAUGAAAACAGCGAAAUGCACAAUGUCCGUUUAAAUCUGGGCACAGGUAUUUCAUUUCUGGAGCAUCGACGUCUGUCUUCAGAAACCUGUUGCUUGCAGUGAAUUAAUUACAACUUGUUGUAUUCAUUGCGUACCCUCUCGUUUUGUUUAUACAGGAGAAAUGGGAGCAAAUUUAAGUACACAUGGUGCAAUCACAUUGCGACUGAAGAGGGAAAGGGCGGACAACCUACCUAAAGCGGCCGCUGAACCUUCAAGAUCAAGGAGUAUCGACAAUGAACAAGACAGUUCUGACCGAGAUAGCGGCGUCCAAAAUUUCUCCAGUCACCGAAAAGGGCGUUCGCCUUCCAAACACCGUCGAAUCGUUCUAAACGUGUCCGGAUUCCGAUACAUGACUUAUUUGAGGACAUUAGAAAGAUUCCCGUCGACUCUCCUAGGAAACAAAGAAAAGCGAGAUCAAUUCUACGACGAAAUUCGCGAUGAGUAUUUCUUUGAUCGCAAUAUCCAGGUAUUUGAACUUAUUUUGUACUUCUAUCAAUCAAACGGCCGAUUGGUCUGUCCGCCAGAACUCGCCCCUGAAAUAUUGCUUGAGGAGGUGGAAUUCUUUGAACUCGGACAACAAGCCAUUAACGCGGUGAAAGACAUCUUGAAUGAAGACGAACCGCCGGAGAGGGAGAUAAGUUUGCCGAAAAAUAGAGCGCAGAGGUUUAUUUGGAGACUGUUCGAAUGUCCUGAUUCGAGCAAGGCAGCACGCGUGUUGGCGCUUCUGUCUGUUUCGGUGAUCGUGGCAUCCAUUGUGGUUUUGUGUAUAGAAACGCUCCCCGAAUUUACAGUUUUGCCUGGGGAUAACAUUCCGGCAAAUGAUACGGCGAAACAGCAAGAGCUUCGCGAGCACAAUGAUUAUGCUCAUUCGGUGAAAGCCGUGUUUGGUUUGCUAGAGAUAGCAUUCAUCAGCUGGUUUACAUUUGAGUAUUUGGUUCGAUUAAUUGCUAGUCCUCAAAAAUGGCUGUUUGUUCGUUCUUUUCUAAACGUUAUUGAUUUGUUAGCGAUAUUGCCCUUUUAUGUCGAGCUAGCCCUCAAGAGCAGCGGCGACAGCCAGAAUUUUUCGCUAGCUUUUCUUCGAAUUCUGAGACUUGUGCGUGUAUUCCGAAUUUUUAAACUCUCGCGUCACUCUAGUGGGCUUCAAAUUCUCGGAUUAACUUUGAAAAAGAGUCUCCGAGAACUGGGUCUUCUGAUAUUUUUUCUGAUAAUCGGCAUUGUCAUUUUCUCCAGCAUGGUUUAUUAUGCCGAAAAUGGCGAGGAAGACACUUUUUUCACUAGUAUCCCGGAUGCUUUCUGGUGGGCUUUAGUGACUAUGACAACCGUCGGCUAUGGAGAUAUGUAUCCCAAGACACUUUGGGGUAAACUUGUUGGCUCGGGCUGUGCACUUUGUGGUGUUUUAGCGAUUGCCCUGCCUGUGCCUGUUAUUGUGUCGAAUUUCGACACGAUUUACAAGAAGUACCGAAGUCGGAAACUGAAACAGCAAGGGACAGACGGGGAGAGCGAUAGAGAUAGAAAAGUGAGCUUACUUUUUGGUUCUCGAAAAAGUUCCGAAUUAGAUAACCCCAUCGAUUCACCGGACUCUCCUGGCAUGGAACUCAAAGAACUUUCUAAAGGAGAUCUGACUGAAGACAAAAGAAAUGGGAAUGUCAUUCAGAAAGAAGAGGGAGAAAAAGCCAUAGAAGGUGUCCCUGAGAAAGCAGGCCUAACAAAUGGACAAAAGAGAAAGUUGCAGGAUAAAAAUCUCAAUGUUGACUGUGCGAACCCAUCUGAGAUAGUAUCACUCCUUGAAGAGGAGGAAUCAUCUUUCGCGAAACUUAAUCAGACCAAUGUUUGAGAGAAAUCGAGUAAUGGAACCUGGUUUAUCCAACCUCGCUCCCAGGGUUCUCUCCUACGCGCCGUAACGGAGCGAGUUAGGAGAGAGAACCUGGGAACGAGGUUUUGGUCACCAGGUAAAAGUAAAUCUUUGGCACUCCCACCCAAAAUUUAAGGCCUAAGAAAUACCAGAUUUGCAUCUCCGCCGAAAAGGAACUAUUUUAAGGUUGGGUACCCAAAAACUCUAUGAGCACCGUGAACAUGAGAAUAGUUGCUCUCGGGUCCACCUCGCGGGAUUGCAGUUGCCGACUCGAUCGCUUUACGUUUAAACAGGUCUGGGAUAUUAGCCUCUCAUUUUGGAACGGUGGUUUUGUGGCCGAGGCUGGAAACUUGGAAAGGAAAGUAGCUCUCCUUUCUUCCCUUCUUUCUAUAAAUUAAGCGAAGUUUUUGUAGAAGAUAUUUUUUACAAUAUUUCUUCACUCAAUCGAGAAUUUAUAAGCUAAGUUAUCAUGAAAUUCACCAUCAAAGUGAUCCAAAAAUUAAAGGUUAAUUGGAAGGGGAAGAUAAGCAGUUUGAUAGGGUGAAUUUCUUUACGAUGUUGAAAUUUCUUACGUUUAUUUAUUUAAUGAAUUUAUUGUGCACAUAGAUGUGUAAUGAAGAGGCCAUUUUAGAAUUAUUUCCGAUUUUUUUUAAAGUCUAUAGACAAAUUGUAUGUAGAUGUUUUGGCACGUAGAUGUAGUUAAGGGAACUGUUUCAAACUUACUAGCGCUUCGGUAAACUGAAUCUGCCAAUUCAUAAAACACAAGAAGUCAAACACUUUAAGGGGCGAGCUCACGAUCUUUGUUGCUCAUCAGUAUUUUCGUUGAUUGCGAUUGACACCGCAAAAAUUCUCGGACGUUUAUGACUAGCAUCUUUUACAAAUUGACAUAAACUUUAAAAGUCGGGCCACUUUUUAAAGCGUACUUAAAUGCAAUUCGUUUUAUUUCCGUCUUCUAUGCUCUCGAACCCAUAUCUUCUUUAUUUCUGCUCUUUUAUGAGUCCUUUUUCAGUUCAAGCUUUUCUUUUGAGAUUUCAGUGAACUUUGUGACCAUUUGGUAAUUGCUGAAAACACGUGACCUAGCUUCUUUAAAUGCUAGAUUUAUAAACGAUACAGAGCAAGAACAGAGAACUUGUUUAAGCUGCUAUUUUUAUCAGCUUCAAACACAGAGAAGAUUUCAGUAUCAUCUCAGUUUUUUAAGCGAGUAAGUUCUGGUAGGUAAACUGCUGGUAGUUCCCUUUCAAGUUAGUCAAGAGGGCAAGAAUCUGUCUCGGCGAGACAUGAGAGAGUCCUUUUUCUCCCUUACUCCCACGAGCACGUUCCUCGUUUCCGCGUUCGCAACAUACUGCGCGAUAAUCUCGAGGAACUGCUAGCAGUUUACUGACAGGUUUUGUCCUCUACAGCUUCCCUAACGAUUCUGUUGUGUCCUUAGUUCAUGAAAGGUAGUGUAAUUUUGAAUCGUAAUAUAAAGGCGAAUAGUUUGACUGUCAUCUGCACAUGAGUGAGGAUGAAAUAAUAAUUUAUGAAGUAUUUUUAUAGCACAGAACAUAAUGACGUUAUUUUUUUUUAAUGUGACAGC
Messenger RNA from Porites evermanni, 13051 nucleotides. The record is from the annotation of a GenBank genome assembly. NCBI's taxonomy places the organism in Eukaryota, Metazoa, Cnidaria, Anthozoa, Scleractinia, Poritidae.